This is a messenger RNA of Helianthus annuus (common sunflower), 637 nucleotides long. Its product is annotated as 30S ribosomal protein S6 alpha, chloroplastic. The record is from RefSeq and is a predicted model, not a curated record. Gene Ontology annotation, molecular function: small ribosomal subunit rRNA binding; structural constituent of ribosome. The transcript is spliced from 2 exons. The annotation marks the transcript as partial. Lineage: Eukaryota; Viridiplantae; Streptophyta; Magnoliopsida; Asterales; Asteraceae. Gene Ontology annotation, cellular component: ribosome. Gene Ontology annotation, biological process: translation.
GGGCUUGUUUACACCCCUACUUUCAUCCACAACCACCACCAUCAUCAUUCCAAAACAAACCCCUUUUCGAUCAAGGCCCAAACCCUAGAUUUCUCCGGAACAUUCUUCGAAGGAGGCCUCGGAAACGAAGAUGACUCCAACAACUCAUCCAUGGCUGCCGUUGAAGAACAAGAGGAGCCCCAGUGCCCACCGGGUUUACGACAGUAUGAAACCAUGGCUGUUUUACGACCCAAUAUGUCUGAAGACGAACGACUCUCUUUAACCCACAAGUACGAAGAGUUGCUUGUUGCUGGAGGUGGGAUGUACGUUGAGGUGUUCAACAGGGGAGUUAUUCCACUUGCAUACAGCAUCAAGAAGAAAAACAAAGCUGGCGAAACCAACACAUACUUAGACGGUAUUUAUCUUUUGUUUACGUAUUUCACGAAACCCGAAUCGAUUGAGGUGCUCGAGGCAACGUUAAAGAUGGAUGAUGAUGUGAUUAGGUCAUCCACCUUCAAGGUUAGGAAAAGAAAAUAUUAGUUCAUGUAUCGGAACCAGGAAGGAUUAGUGAUGUAAUACGCGUUGAAUGUGUUAAGAGUACGUAAACCAACUCGGCAAAACCAGUGGCAAUGUUGUUCCAAAUUCUAAUACCCAUUUG